GUGUGACUUGCCCAUGCCCGCAAGUUGCGCGUCCGGCAGGCUGACGGGUUGUCCGCCGCCCGGAGCCUGAAGACACUUCGCCUCCUGCGACACCACCGCCGUCCCGAUCUCCGCCUCCCUCCCCGCCGCGGACGCUUGGGGGAACCGGGACCGGGGGCUCGGCGAAGACCGGCACCGUCUGUCGAGAACAACAGAUGUUGCAUCUCCGUAGGAGCGCAUAGGUAGCGCAGGAGCAGGAGCCCCCCCCCCCCUCAGAAGGUGGAAGCUUGAAGAGAGAUUUGGGGAAAUUCCUGUUGAAGAUGGAGUCAUUGGUCUUCUGGAGGGCUGUCUUCAUCUUCCUUUCACUUCCCUCGAUCCAGAGUCAGCCCCAGAGAGCAGUGUUCCUGCCCGAGUUCGCCCUCUCCCCUCAGGGCAGCUUCAUGGAGGACGCUACAGAAGAUCAGCUUCUGACCUACAAGUAUGACGACCAGGCCUCCAGGACGACCCGCUCCGAUGAAGACAGGGACAUCGGGUGGGACGCCUGGGGCUCCUGGAGUGAGUGCUCACGCACCUGCGGCGGAGGAGCCUCCUACUCUCUACGGCGCUGUCUCAACGGAGGAAGCUGCGGCGGCAAAAACAUCCGCUACAGAACGUGCAGCAACCGGGCUUGCCCAGCAGAGUCCGGUGACUUCCGGGCCCAGCAGUGUUCGGCCCACAAUGACAUCAAGUACCAGGGCGUGACCUACGACUGGUCCCCGUCCCCUUACGACCCCUCGGCGCCCUGCGCGCUGCGCUGCCAGGCCAAGGGGAGGAGUGUCUCUGUGGAACUGGCUCCCAAGGUGCUGGACGGGACGCGGUGCCGGGCGGACGCCUUUGACAUGUGCAUCAGUGGAGUGUGUCAGGAGGUGGGCUGUGACCGGCAGCUCGGCAGCGGCGCCCGGGAGGAUAACUGCGGCGUCUGCGGCGGGGACGGCUCCACGUGCCGGCUGGUACGAGGACAGGCACUGCUCCACCUCACGCCAGAACUACCUAUGAGGACCGUGGUGGAGGUGCCAUUAGGAAGCCGCCUUUUCAGACUUCAUGCCAAAGGGCCGAAUACUAUCGUUAUCGAAGCCGUCUCUCUUAAGGGGAGAGUAGACGAGACCAGUCUGGUGUCUGCGGGCUCCUUUGUGAUAGGAAACACCUCUUUGGACUUCCAGAGAGGGACGGACAGGCAGACGCUCAGGACACACGGACCACUCAACGCUGAUUUCGUUAUCAAGGUGAAUCAAAGAACAGGCUUAGCUGACACAGUAGUCCAGUUUCUCUUCUACCAGCCGAUCAGCCAGUGGAGAGAGACGGACUUUCCCUGCUCGGCUACCUGUGGAGGAGGCUAUCAGCUGAACUCUGCAGAGUGCACGGACAUCCGAUCCAACCAGACGCUGCCCGAGCAUCACUGCAACAGCUACCCCGAAAACACCAAACCCACCCCCAAACUCAAGGAGUGCAACAUGGACCCCUGUCCAGAGAGUGAUGGAUUUAAAGAGGUGUUGCCGUACGACCAUUUCCAACCUCUGCCUCGCUGGGAGCAGGGACCCUGGACACAGUGCUCGGCGUCCUGCGGCCAAGGAGGCGGAUGGCAGGUUCGCAGCAUGCUGUGCAUGGAGGAGGACAUGCAGGGACGGUUCUCCCAAGUGGACGAGUGGAAGUGCACCCACUCCCCUCGACCCGUCACCCAGCAGAUCUGCAACACCUUCGCCUGCCCCCAGUGGGUGGCCAUGGAGUGGUCUCAGUGCACGGUGACGUGUGGUCAUGGUCUGCGGUACCGCGUGGUUCUGUGCAUCGACCAUCGGGGACAGCACGUCGGAGGCUGUGGGGCGUCACUCAAACCUCACGUUAAAGAAGACUGUCUGGUCCCCGUUGCCUGCCACAAGCCCCGAGACUCCGUGCCGGUGGAGGCCAAGGUGCCCUGGUUAAAACAACCCCACCAAGUAGAGGAACAGCGUAGUGCCACAGAGGACCCCACGUGA
Gasterosteus aculeatus aculeatus (three-spined stickleback) is the source of this 1988-nucleotide messenger RNA. The record is from RefSeq and is a predicted model, not a curated record. Lineage: Eukaryota; Metazoa; Chordata; Actinopteri; Perciformes; Gasterosteidae.